Molecule: messenger RNA, 1498 nt
Organism: Magnolia sinica
Lineage: Eukaryota; Viridiplantae; Streptophyta; Magnoliopsida; Magnoliales; Magnoliaceae
Product: replication protein A 32 kDa subunit A-like
Exons: 10
Coding region: 275-1117 (280 amino acids)
Biological process (GO): DNA replication; nucleotide-excision repair; double-strand break repair via homologous recombination
Cellular component (GO): nucleus; site of double-strand break; chromosome, telomeric region
Molecular function (GO): DNA binding
Source: RefSeq, a predicted model, not a curated record
UCAUGGAAAUCCUCGUUCUUACUUGCGAGCAAAGAAGAUUGUUAGCAGUAUUUGCUCUCCAACGUCACUUGGAAGCCACUGAUUAGAUGGACAGGAUCAUCCAAUCUAAAUGUUUAUUUCUCUGCCACGUGUACUGUUUAGAGAUGGCGGGAAAACCCUCUCCUUCGGCCAUAAACUCCGAAAUCUUACUGAUUUCUCUUACCUCUCCUUCUUCUCCAUUUCCCUUUCAGGAAGAAAAAUCACAGACAAAAAACCCUAGGAGAGAGAGAGAGAGAUGUAUUCGAGUCAGUUCGAUGGAGCAUCUGUCUUCUCCGGAGGCGGUUUCAUGCCGUCUCAGGCUACUCAAGCCCCUGAUUCUGCUUUCUCUCCAGCCAGAAAUCGCGGAAAUCAGUGCUUGCUUCCGCUGACAAUGAAGCAGAUUAGCGAUGCUUACCAAAUGACGACAAAUCCAAUUUCUUCAUUGGACAGCGUUGAUGUCAACCACGUUACCUUGCUUGGAUUGGUAAUGAAUAAAGUUGAGAAGGUUACAGAUGUUAAUUUCAGCCUUGAUGAUGGGACAGGACGGAUUGAUGUUCAUAGAUGGGUAAAUGAUGAAGGAGAAUUGAAUGAAAUGGCUGGCAUUAUGAAUGGAAUGUAUGUUCGAGUUCAUGGUCAGUUGAAAGGGUUUCAAGGAAAAAAACAUGCUGUUGCCUUCUCUGUUAGGCCCGUGACUGAUUUCAAUGAAAUUGCUUACCACUUCAUCCAGUGUAUGUAUGUACAUAAAUACAACUUACGCAUACAGGUGCAGGGUGGUGGCCAAGCUCAACCCCAGACAAAUCCAGGAAUGUAUACCCCUUUCCAGAAUCGAUCAUAUGGACAUCAAGUUGCGGUUUCAAAUCGAUAUUCUAGUCAUGUGAGCAUUGCUGAAUCUGGGGGCAACUUUGACCAAAUGGUCUUGGCAAUCUUCCUUGAGCCUAAAAGCCUUGCCAGGGAAAGUGGGAUACAUGUGGAUGAAAUUGUCCAGCAGCUGGGUGUCCCGAGGAACAAGGUCAUGGCAUCAAUCAAUUACCAUGCCAACAAUGGCAACAUCUAUUCAACUAUCGAUGACUGUCAUUUCAAGUCAACAUUCAAUGGCUGAUAUGCUCAUGAAACGUCCUCUCUACAAAACCAGAAACCAUAGUGUAGUUUGGAUGACUUCCUCUUUGACUUGCUUAAAACAGCAUUCGUAUCCUCCAGUGAAGCUUUUCUUUUUGAAGAAUACAAAUCCUCAAAUGCAUUCAUUCCACCAGCUCAGUUAGCUUAAUUCUCUUAUAUUGCUUUUUAAUAACCAUACCUUCUUUUUUGUUCUUUUUUUUUUCUUUUUGAAAUGUAAUAAGAUAACUGCAUAGCUCAACAAUAUCAUUUGAACGGCUGAGAUUGUCGAAUGAACACUAUUAUUACAGAUAGAAGCAUUUCCUCUGAAAGAUCUCAAGUGGAUAAGCUUGGGUAGAAAAUAAGUAUUAUGUAGUCUUAACUGAAA